AACCACAAAUCUUCUUUUGAAAGGGAUUGCUUGUUUCCCUCUGCGCACACAGUGCUGUUACAGAUAGGGUGGCUGGGAAUCCAUGCCUGGAGGACCUGUGAUCUUGCUGAUUUCGUGCCCUCUCUGGCAUCCUGUGAAAAAUCUCACAUGACAGUUUUGAGGACGACUGGAUCCCUGCUGGUCAGCUGCUCUGUUCAAAUAAUUCUUCCUUGGAUAUUCCUGGAUGACAGAAAUCCCCAUCGAAACCCCUGUCAGGAGGAGAAGAACAGUGGUGGUCUUUUUUGACAUGAUAUCUGCACAGCAGCCACCAUUCCCCAACAAAAUUCAAAGAGUAAUGGACUGCCCAACUGACGAAGAAGAAACUUGCAAAGAACAGUAUGGUUCUGAAAACUGCACUUGCAGCUCCAACCAUGCAUCAUCAACAGCAGAAUCUGAAUCAGAUUCACCAGUAACUCUUAAAAUACUACAGAGCUGGGCUCCUCGGAUUUCGCACUACUUCGAUAAAGAGCACUACACGUAUGUUGGCCACCAGAUCGUCAUUCAGGAGUCCAUAGAACAUUUUGGAGCUGUGGUAUGGCCAGGGGCACUGGCUUUAUCUCAGUAUCUGGAAUCAAAUCAAGAACAAUUCAACCUCAAAGACAAAAAAGUUUUGGAAAUUGGUGCCGGAACAGGCUUAGUUUCCAUUGUGGCCUGUAUCUUAGGAGCUUAUGUUACGGCUACUGAUUUGCCUGAAGUUCUUGAAAAUCUCUCAUAUAAUAUUUCAAAAAAUACACAAAACAUGAAUAUGCACAAACCUGAAGUGAGAAAACUGGUAUGGGGAGAAGGCCUCAAUGAAGACUUUCCUCUAUCCAUUUGCCAUUAUGAUUUCAUACUGGCAAGUGAUGUUGUAUAUCAUCAUGCAGCUUUGGAAGAUCUGCUAGCAACAAUGGUGUAUUUUUGUAAGCCAGGAACAGUAUUACUAUGGGCAAAUAAAUUCAGAUUCACUGCAGACUAUGAAUUUUUGGAAAAACUCAGCAAUAUAUUUAACACAACGAUUCUAGCAGAAUUUCCAGAAUCAAAUGUCAAGCUGCUUAAAGUUACAGUAAGAGAGAAUUAAAGAGAAAACUAUUCCUAAGUUUGACUUAGUGUCAGCACGUCACAGUUUGGAAUGCUUUGCAGCAUUAGGGUGCAUCUUCUGUGCAUUUAUGUUUGUAAAGCUGCAAUUGUAUCCAAGUGUUGCAUUUUAAGUUAUGAAAAAACUGGCAAGAAAAAUGAUAAAGCAGCUUGUCUCUGGUUGAUACAUGUGACUUGUUCAAACAGACCAAUUUCACUCCACUGAAGGAACAGUAUUAGUAGCAACCAUUAGUAAAGUCUUUAACAGAGAGCAUUGAUCUUCUGGGAUGCAUUGAACUUCAGUUGUUUGUAUGGUGUUUUCUUCCAGCAAGUUUCAUUUAUAUACUCUUUCAGAAACCAAUGCAAUUUAUAGCUUUAUAAUUUGUUUUUAUUAAUUAUAAAAGAAUCUUUUAAAGUA
This is a messenger RNA of Pezoporus occidentalis (night parrot), 1510 nucleotides long. It is a transcript of the gene METTL21C, whose product is annotated as methyltransferase 21C, AARS1 lysine. The transcript is spliced from 6 exons. NCBI's taxonomy places the organism in Eukaryota, Metazoa, Chordata, Aves, Psittaciformes, Psittacidae. Bases 224 to 1096 code for a protein of 290 amino acids. Gene Ontology annotation, molecular function: protein-lysine N-methyltransferase activity. The record is from RefSeq and is a predicted model, not a curated record. Gene Ontology annotation, cellular component: cytosol; cytoplasm. Gene Ontology annotation, biological process: peptidyl-lysine methylation.